UCCUGAAGUUCACGUUGUUGUUGUUAGCUUUAGCAUCCGGUGCUAGGACGAACAUACAUUUGGAGCUUAAAUUAUAUGGACAGAGCAUGGAAAGGAUCUGCAACUUGAAGACGGGUCUGCACAACAUGAGGUGAACACUGAGAGCUGACAGCCUCCUACUCUGCACAGACACGUGAUUUGUAGAUCAGAGCUGAGACUAGUUCCACGUUUGACUUCAGUCUCAGUUAUAGAGAGGACAAAUGGCGCAGAAAGGAGUUCAGCUGGAUAAAGAAACCUUUUCUUGUUCGAUCUGUUUGGAUCUUUUAAAGCAUCCGGUGACUAUUCCCUGUGGACACAGUUACUGUAUGAACUGUAUUAAAACCUACUGGGAUGGAGAAAAGGAGAAGACAAUCCCCAGCUGUCCUCAAUGUAGACAGAUGUUCAAACCAAGACCUGUGCUGGUGAAAAACACCAUGUUAGCAGCUUUAGUGGAGCAGAUGAAGAAGACUGGACCCCAAGCUGCUCCUCCUGAUCACUGCUAUGCUGGACCUGAAGAUGUGGUCUGUGAUUUCUGCUCUGGAAGAAAACGGAAAGCCAUCAAGUCCUGUUUAGUCUGUCUGGCCUCUUACUGCGAGAAACACCUUCAACCUCAUCAUGAUGUGGCUCCAUUAAAGAAACACAAGCUGGUGGAUCCCUCCAAGAACCUGCAGGACAACAUCUGCCCCCGUCAUGAUGAGGUGAUGAAGAUGUUCUGUCGUACUGAUCAGAAGUGUAUCUGUUAUCUCUGCUCUGUGGAUGAACAUAAAGGCCACGACACAGUCUCAGCUGCAGCAGAAAGGACUGAGAGGCAGAGAGAGAUGGAGGAGAGUCGACAACAAAUCCAGCAGGAGAUCCAGGACAGAAAGAAAGAUGUGAAGCUGCUUCAGCAGGAGGUGGAGGCCAUCAAUAAGUCUGCUGAUAAAACAGUGGAGAACAGUGAGGAGAUCUUCACUGAGCUGAUCUCUGUCCUCCAGAAAAGAAGCUCUGACGUGAAGCAGCAGAUCAGAUCCCAGCAGGAAACUGAAGUGAGGAGAGUCAGAGAGCUGGAGGAGAAGCUGCAGCAGGAGAUCACUGACCUGAAGAGGAGAGACGCUAAGAUGAAGCAGCUCACAGAUACCGAGGACCACAACCAGUUUCUCCACAACUACCCCUCACUGUCACCACUCAGUGCGUCCACACACUCAUCCAGCAUCAGCAUCCGUCCUCUCAGGUACUUUCAGGAUGUGACAGCGGCUGUGUCAGAGGUCAGAGGUCGACUACAGGACAUCCUGAGAGACACAUGGACAAACAUCUCACUGACCAUCACUGAGGUGGAUGUUUUACUGUCAGAUUCACAAUCGGAUACAAAGAGCAGAGCUGGAUUUUUGAAAUAUUCAUGUGAAAUCACUUUGGAUCCAAACACAGUAAACACACAGCUGUUACUGUCAGAGGAAAACACAAAGGUGACUUUUAUGGAGAAACAUCAGUCUUAUUCUUAUCAUCCAGACAGAUUCAGUGAACGUCCUCAGGCCCUGGGUAGAGAGAGUCUGACUGGACGUCAUUACUGGGAGGUGGAGAAGAAAGAUGAGAUUGUUUUUAUAGCAGUUUCAUACAAGAAUAUCAGCAGAUCAGGGGGGUGGAAGGAAAGUAGAUUUGGAUUAAAUGAAAAAUCUUGGUCACUACAUUGUUACUCAGAUAGAUAUGAAUUUGGUCACAACAGCAUCAGAACCUCCGUCUCAGGUCCUCUGAGCUCCAGAAUAGGAGUUUACCUGGAUCACAGAGCAGGUGUUCUGUCCUUCUACAGCGUCUCUGAAACCAUGACCCUCCUCCACAGAGUCCAGACCACCUUCACUCAGCCGCUCUACGCUGGAGUUUGGAUUUACGGUCCCGGAGCCUCAGCUGAGUUCUGUAAACUCAAAUAAACUUGUUUUCUUUUCAUGUUUUCAUCUCAGUUUUUAUUGAUUUUUUUUUUCUUUUCUUCUGAGAUUCUUCUGAACGUUUCAAACUCUGAUGGAUGGAGGGACAUUUUUGUUCUAUCAGUUGAUGUUUUGUUUUUAUUUCCUCUUUUGGAGGUGGAAGUCGUUAUUUUGUAGUUUCACCUGGGAAAUAUGAUAUGUAAAAUAUUAUGUGUAAAAAAAACACAAAACAGAAAAAAACGACAAUACAAAAGGUUUACCAUACCAACUUUUUUGUAAUACGGGGUUGUGUGUUGUAGUGAUGGGAGGAUGACCAAGGAGUGUAUUGACACGCCACACUAACUGUGUCGGUCACUCAACAGUGACCCCUGCAGGAGUUAUAAAAUCAUUGCAGGUAAACAAAAUAAAAAUAAAAUGGAAAAGCUUUCAUGCUGCACACCCAACAUCACCCUCAGAAAUAUUUAUUCACUAGUCCAGAAAAUAUGAUCUCAUUGUAUUAUUUCAUUUGUUCAAUUUGUUUGCUGACUUAAGUUGUUUAUGAGAAGAGUUAAAAAAAAUCAGAGUUAAAAUGUUUUAUUUAUGUAUGGAAUUUUGUUAACUUAAGUGUUAGAUCAUACAAAAUAAAAGACUAAAAUUGAUUGAUGUAUGCAUUUUUAUUGAGGAACAAAAGUUUUUUUAAAUGUGUCAGUAGGAGCCAUAUUCAUUUUUGUAUUAUUUCAUGUAAGUUUGCUGUUGGGGAAACCCAACACAGAUGUUUCUGAGUUGGAACCAAUCACG
This is a messenger RNA of Cololabis saira (Pacific saury), 2690 nucleotides long. Its product is annotated as E3 ubiquitin/ISG15 ligase TRIM25-like. The record is from RefSeq and is a predicted model, not a curated record. Gene Ontology annotation, molecular function: protein binding; zinc ion binding. The transcript has 2 exons. Bases 240 to 1919 code for a protein of 559 amino acids. NCBI's taxonomy places the organism in Eukaryota, Metazoa, Chordata, Actinopteri, Beloniformes, Belonidae.